AUCAGGGAAACUGGCGAAAGACCCAGUAAUGAGGAGAUCUUAAGGUUCUCUAAACUGUUUGAAGAUGAGUUAACUCUGGACAAUCUAACCAGGCCUCAGUUGGUGGCACUUUGUAAAUUGUUGGAACUUCAGUCAAUUGGGACAAAUAACUUUCUCCGCUUCCAGCUGACUAUGAGGUUGAGAAGCAUAAAAGCAGAUGACAAACUGAUUGCUGAAGAAGGAGUUGAUAGCCUGACUGUUAAAGAGCUUCAGGCAGCUUGUCGUGCCCGAGGUAUGAGAGCUCUUGGUGUGACAGAGGAACGUCUCAGGGAACAGCUGAAACAGUGGUUAGAUCUACACCUGAACCAGGAAAUCCCUACUUCGUUGCUCAUUUUAUCCAGAGCCAUGUAUCUUCCAGAUACCCUUUCUCCAGCUGAUCAGCUCAAAACAACGCUUCAGACACUACCCGAUAGCGUUGCCAAAGAGGCUCAAGUCAAAGUGGCAGAAGUUGAAGGUGAAAAGGUAGAUAACAAAGCACGACUGGAAGCAACACUUCAGGAGGAGGAAGCCAUCAGAAAAGAAAAUGAAGAAAAAGAGAUGGAAAGAAUUUCUGAAGCUGCAGAAAAAGCCAAAGAACCCCUUCAAGUUGCAGCUGUGAAAGAGGUGGAGUCAGUAGUAGAUCUUGAAGCAGCUACUCUGCAAGCUAAAAAAAGUCAGAUGGCUAUGGAUGCUGAACAGGAAGUGGCAAGGGCAGAUACGGCAAUGCACUCGGAGACGCUGAAAGAUACAGCACCGGUAUUGGAAGGCAUUAAGGGUGAGGAAAUCACUAAGGAGGAGAUUGACAUGCUGAGUGAUGCUUGCACCAAGCUGCAGGAACAGAAAAAAUCACUAACAAAGGAAAAGGAGGAGCUUGAGGAAUUGAAGGGCGAUAUCCAGGAGUAUAAUGAGGAUUUGCAAGAGAUAAAAGAGCUCUCUAAAACUGGCCAGGAAGAGGUAGUGGAGGAGUCAAAGGCAAGCAAGCGAUUGACCAAGAGAGUGAACCGAAUGGUUGGUCAAAUAGACAAAAUUAUUGAUGAAUUAGAGACAAGUCAAAAGACAGUGGAUGUAAAGCUGGACAGUGGUGGUAGUCCUCCUGCUGGGGAGAAUCUCAUCAGUAUUGCUGAGCUAAUUAAUGCUAUGAAACAAAUUCAGAAGAUUCCAGAGGAGAAGCUAACUAGGAUUGCAGAGGCACUAGAUGAAAACAAGGAUGGCAAAAUUGAUAUAGAUAAUGUUGUUAAGGUAGUAGAAUUGAUUGACAAAGAAGACAUUGAUAUUGGCACCAGUCAGGUUGCUGAGAUUAUGGCACUACUUCAAAAAGAAGAAAAACUGGAAGAAAAAGAGAAAGCAAAGGAAAAGCAUGAUAAAGAAGCUGCGGAAGCAAAGAAUUAAGCUUCAGGAUCUGAAGCUAAUCCCAGUUGUAACCAAAACCUUGUAUAUCUUUCUGUGUCUAAUGGCUACAUAUUACUUGAGCUUUUGUGAUUAUUAUGGGAAGUGUUUUGAGCUGACUCUAGUAAUAAAUUAUAAAUAUGUUUUCUGA
Messenger RNA from Tauraco erythrolophus (red-crested turaco), 1555 nucleotides. Lineage: Eukaryota; Metazoa; Chordata; Aves; Musophagiformes; Musophagidae. The record is from RefSeq and is a predicted model, not a curated record.